AUGUUCAAUAUAUGGUCUGGGCGUGCUAAAGCACCAGAAGGGGCCGGCAGUUUUACAGAGCCGUUUGUCAGCGCUGUGCUUAGGGCUUCGCAUAAUCGCAGGUUUUGCAUUACUUCGAAGGGGUAUAUGGUUUUAGCUCCUGCUGAAGCAGUGCAGGGAGACUUGGCCUGCGUUCUGCUUGGUGGCCAGACACCGUUUAUUUUGAGGCCAACGAGCGGGAAUUUCCACCUGGUGGGAGCUUGCUAUGUUCAUGGAAUUAUGUAUCGUGGAGCGAUGGAGGAGUGGAGAGCUGGGAAAUAUGAGAUGCAGGAUUUUGUACUCGAAUAA
Molecule: messenger RNA, 327 nt
Organism: Hyaloscypha bicolor E
Lineage: Eukaryota; Fungi; Ascomycota; Leotiomycetes; Helotiales; Hyaloscyphaceae
Exons: 1
Coding region: 1-327 (108 amino acids)
Source: RefSeq, a predicted model, not a curated record